AUGUUCUCGUCCUGGUUCGGUGGCGGUGAUGAAGGCACGGGCGGCGAUGAUUAUCAGCUGCAAAAUGCCGUCGCCAGAGAGAGACAACGCGUCGCGGAUGCCAAGUUGAUAGACGAAGCGAGAGCGCGAUUACAAUUGGAAGAGGUGCAACAGAUGAAGAAAAAUAUAUUAGAGUUAGAGAGAGAGUACAUCAUGUCCGCGAGUACGGGAGCUUUGAACAAAAGCUUCGCGGCAGCCACGGCAGAAGUAGAAGUCGAAAAUGAAAAGUUGCGAGAGGAAAUCGAGAGCUUAACGGAAAAGAAACCCGAGCCGAUUGUAUUGAACGUUAAGGAAAUGCACGAAGAGCUGUCUUCAUGGAAAGUGAAAGCGAAAAAGUUAGAAAAGGAAGUGAAAGCGAGAACGGAGGAAUACGAAAUAGCCGUGGAGGAAUCGAACAGAGUAGCGGAGAUGUGGAAACAGCGAACGUUUGACGUUUGCGAGCCGCUCUCGGUCAUCGACAAUGGCGAAUUUCGAGACGCCGUGGAAGAAGCGGAAGAGCUCGGCAUCUCAGAAGACAACAACGAUGAGGAAACGACCGCACAACAAAUGCAAGAAAGGGCGGACGAGAAAAUCGCACGCGCCGUAGAGAGUGCGACGGAGAGAUUGUAUGAAAUUGUUCAAAAACAAAACGAAGCGAACGAAUUUAUCGAAAGUCUGAAAGGUACAAUCGAACACAUGAAACGCGAAGCCGAUCAACACAACGAAGAUGUACAGAAAACGCUUACAACAACGCUCGGUGCAGUACAAAAGAACAACGCGGAACUAUCGAGAGACUUGAAGACUCGGAACGAAGAGUUGAGCGAAGCGCAUAGAAAUUUGCAAAUAAUGAGAACUGCUCUUGCUGGACAAGAUGAAAAAGCACAACGAAGAAUCACGCAACUGCAAAAAGAUCUCUUGAAAGAACAACAGAAAAAGCAGAGCGAACAUGCGGGUACGCCUUCGGCGUUGGUGAUAUUAGAGACUGGCGAUGAGGAAGUUCAGAAUUUAUCGUUCGAGCUUUCAAAGGUAACCGCUAAGCUUCGAGCGGCGGAGACGAAAAUCAAAGCGUUAGAAGAAGACUUGGAUCUCGCCAGGGAGCAGAGAGAAAACCUUAUCGCACAGGCGCGACAAGGAAACGCUGGCGAAGCUACUGUGUCGUCUCCAAAAGCGUCUGAAUCGAAACAAUUAACAAUGUUGAGAGCAGAGAGAGCGCGUUUGACUCGAGAAUUAUCAGAAGCAAAGGUGCUUUUAAGUAAUCAGAAUAAACGGAAUCAAUCGACUGUUGGAAAUUCGACGUCAGUGAUCAGUUCUGCAGUAUCGCGAGCAUCUGCUGGCGUUGGUGGCGGGACAGAUUCGGAUCGGAAAGUGUUGGCCCAACUUCGGGUACAACUUAGGAGAUCAGAAACUGAAGCAAACGACUACAAACGUAGACUUGAGAUUGCUGAAAGAAGAUCGGCGACACUCAUGCAAUCAAUAGCAAGCGAUCGAAAAUGA
This is a messenger RNA of Bathycoccus prasinos, 1512 nucleotides long. RefSeq lists its product with no specific name. The transcript has a single exon. Bases 1 to 1512 code for a protein of 503 amino acids. The record is from RefSeq and is a predicted model, not a curated record. NCBI's taxonomy places the organism in Eukaryota, Viridiplantae, Chlorophyta, Mamiellophyceae, Mamiellales, Bathycoccaceae.